AUGCCUGCAGUGAGCAUGAGAAUGCUGACUGGUGAUGACGGAGUCGACUGCUGGAGUAAGCAGAGCAUUUGGGACGCCGCGCUUCAGGGAAUGAAAGUUAUCUUCUCCACUCAUGCUGUGCUCGCAGAUGCCCUUACUCAUGGAUUUAUCAAACUGCCACGUCUGGCUUUGUUGAUUUUCGAUGAGGAAGAACUUGGAUGCGACUUGUCGUGCCCCCUCGCUCAGCGCGAAGAGCUGUCAGAGCACACUUCUCAACAAAAGCUCACCAGAAUUGCGUAUUCUCAGUUUCACGACUCAGCAAAUUUACCGCCUUUUCUCAAGAAGUUGGAUGAAUUUGUCGAGGAGCUGCGCGAAGAUAGUGAAUUCAGAGGGUAUGUUAUGGCAGAUGAGCAUUUCAAGCUUCUUACAAAGGCCCGUAUGAUAUGGCAUCAACUGGGCACAUGGGCUUCUAGAUUCUUCCUCGUCAAGGUGCUGCAUCACAUUACUGUAAACGCUGCUGACCAUGAAAACCAACCCUCGCGUCGGUGUCUCGGUCACCGAUACUUAAACCUUUUGACAGCACUGAGAACCAUGACCGAGGUUAGUGUCCAAUUAGAGGCUCCCGGCAACACCUCCAACAAGGUUGAACGACUAUUGUUCUUCUUGAAAGAAAGGGCAUGUGCGGACUUCUCGGGAAUCAUUUUUGCCCGAGAACGAGUCACUGCGCACGUUCUAUCAGCGUUGCUCAAUACGCAUCCAGUCACCCGGGGUCUGUUUCAAUGCGUGCCUUGUGUGGGCAGCUCUGCUCGUUCUGAGCCCUGGGCAAUAUACGACUCGGUGAUCCCAAAGAAGGGCGAGGAUGUCGUCGAACAGUUCCGCUGCGGCAAAAGCAAUUUGAUCGUCGCCACCAAUGUGCUCGAAGAGGGCAUUGAUCUUCCAGCAUGUCACCUUGUCAUUUCAUUCGAAAUUCCAGACACCAUAACAUCCUACAUCCAGAGGCGGGGGCGAGCUCGACAGAGCACUUCUGAGUUUGCCAUAAUGGAAGAAAAGGAUGAUGCACCUCUGGCGUCACGUGAAUGGAAUAGGCUCGAAAAUGCAGUGCAGGGUAUAUUUUUGGACCAUGCUCGAUCUAACCAAAAAUGGGAGGUGGACGAUGGAGGACCUGAAGAUCAGAUUCUUCGAUAUCUUUUAGACACAGGAGCGCUGUUGACGACAGAGAAUGCCAUACCUCAUCUAUACCAUUUCUGUGCAACUUUGCGGGGUGAAACAUCUGACGAGACCACUCCUUCUUUUUCAUAUCAGAGAAACCAACAAGGCCAUUUUCUCUCUACUGUCUAUCUACCGAGUGGUGUCGAUCCUUCGGUGCGGAUAGCGACAGGGCACCAUUGGUGGGCCACAAAGAAGUCAGCACGACGGGACGCAGCUUUCCAGGCUGUUCGUGUGUUACACGACCAAGAGCUUCUCAAUGAUCAUUUUCUUCCAUUGUUUUUUGAUGACUCAGGGCCUGGACUAAACGAGCUCAAAGUUUUGGCCGCCGAACUUCCCCUUGUAGAGAACUUUACCAGCUUUUGGAACAACACUCAGGGUCAAUGGACUGAAAGGAAAAUGUACAGGUGUUGCAUUGAAGUUCUUGAGAAUGGGGAAGCACGACCAGCUCUCGCAAUGGCGUUGUUUACUUCAGUGAAGUUACCUAUGCCAGCCAAAGUGGAUUUGUACUGGGAUGAUCAAACAACAUUUACAGCGAGAUUGCAACAGCUCAAUCAGGAAGUAGUGCUGUCGCUGUCUCUGUGUCGUGUCAUACGGAGAAUCACGGCCGUUCUGUUACAUUCGACCCGCGAAAGAUCAACACAAGGGGAUUACACAGACUUUCUCCCCUUCUUUACACCGGAUCUUCCCUUAGAAGAACUAGAGGACUGGCUCAAGAUCUAUGAUGGAAGUCUGAUGGCUGAAAGUAGGCAAAACCGGAUUCAUCUGCUGUCCCCCGAGGGUUUUGUUAGAAGCCCUGCGCUUCAUUUUAUCCCCCACAUCUUCAGGAGAUGGAUUCGGGACCCGGAUUCAAAGGGACUCUCGAUCGAAUGUCGACGAUUUGAGAGAAGACGAAACCUCAUACAGCGAGCGAUAUUGACCCAGCAUAAGUCCUUGGAAAACCCCUCACGAGCGGUCUGCAUAGUUGCCGCAGAAUGCACCAUCGACCUCUUGCCCUGGGAGCUGAGCCAAACCAGCCUCCUGAUUCCGCCGAUGAUACAGCUCCUGCACCGACAAUUGAUGGCACAGGCUUUGCGUCUUGAGCUUUUCGAAGACGCCCCUGAGAUCAGCUUGGAUACUCUUGCAGAGGCAAUCACAACGCCGUCUUCUCGAUGGACAGUAAAUUACCAGCGACUGGAAUUUCUGGGUGACUCGCUUCUCAAGUUCAUUGUCUCCACGCAUCUCUUCUACAAACAUCCUCAAUGGCACGAGGGCUACCUAUCGAAGCAGAAGGAUCUGCUGGUCUCAAAUGAGAGACUGACGCACGCGGCCAUAACUGCUCACUUGGAACAAUUCAUCUGCAAAGAUUUCAUCACGCGGAAACAUCGAGCUUUUUGGCCGAAACAAGGAGACAUUGCGAGGGAAAUGAUUCCAAAAAAGGUUUAUGCUGAUGUAGUAGAGGCUCUCGUAGCAGCCGCCUAUGAGCAUGGUGGACUUCCACUGUCCCGAAAGCUUGUUGGCAUUUUUCUACCGGAGCUUUCUGACUUCGCUUCAACGCCGAAACAAUCGCCAAAGCAAAAUGGACAAUUUCCGGUUCAUUUGGAAAUGAAGCUUGACGCAUUUCUUGGGUACAAGUUUACGAAUCGGUCUCUACUCUGGGAGGCACUUACACAUCCGUCAUGGCAAAGAGACCAAUCAACUUCUUCUUAUCAGCGGCUUGAAUUUCUGGGAGAUGCAGUUUUGGACGUUCUCGUUGCAAAGAUGCUGCAUUCUCUGUCUCCUAAGCUUGCAGAGGGCCGAAUGACAGAGCUUCGAGCCGCUUUGGUGAAUGCCGACUUUUUGGCAUUCCUUUGUAUGGAGUCAGCCAUGGCUGAGCCCAGUUGCCCCAUAGUCACGGCGGACAGUCCCGAAACCUUCGCACGAGCGAAAAAUAUCGCAUUAUGGAUGUUUAUGCGACAUGACUCUCCUGAUAUAGCCAAACUCUGGACUGAAUGUGCCAAGCGGCAUGGCAUGCUUGGUGAAGUAGUCAAAAAGAAGCUAGAAGGCGAUGAUUCAUACCCUUGGGGCACGCUUGCUCAACUGGGAGCCCCAAAGUUCUACUCGGAUCUUGUUGAGAGCACCAUUGGAGCUAUUUUCAUCGAAAGCAAAGGAUGCCUGGAGACAUGCGGACAAUUCUUGAAGCGUAUCCAUUUGGUUGAUUACCUUCAGCGGUUUGUGAGACAGAAUGUACGACUAGAGCACCCCAAAAGCGCUUUAAAUCGUAUUACUGGUACCGACGAAGUCAAAUUUGAGAUUGAGGAUACAGCAGAUGGACUGCACAAGAUCUCUGUUUGGUUGAAAAGCGAGAAGAUCGCGUCUAUUGAUAGCUGUUUCUCUCGGGCCGAAGCAUUUGUGCGAGGUGCCGAUGAGGCAGUGGUGUUGUUGCUAUCACGAACUCGAGAUCAGUGA
Messenger RNA from Penicillium brevicompactum, 3612 nucleotides. Its product is annotated as ATP-dependent helicase dcl2. The record is from RefSeq and is a predicted model, not a curated record. Bases 1 to 3612 code for a protein of 1203 amino acids. Gene Ontology annotation, molecular function: ribonuclease III activity; RNA binding. Gene Ontology annotation, cellular component: RISC complex; nucleus; cytoplasm. Gene Ontology annotation, biological process: siRNA processing. The transcript is spliced from 3 exons. Lineage: Eukaryota; Fungi; Ascomycota; Eurotiomycetes; Eurotiales; Aspergillaceae.